AUGGAAAUUAACAAAUUAGAAAAUCUGGUUAAAAUAACCAAUGAACAAAUAGAUUUAUUAUCAGAACUAGGUGAUGACGAUUGUAAAUUAGCAAAGAAAUUAUCGUUGAAAAUAUUAGAAAUUGUAAAAUUAAAAAAAGAAAAUAUAGUAAUACAAAACACUGAAAUACCAACAAAUGGCCACUUUUUUAUGACAAAAAUAUGGAGAAAUAUUACUAUAAGAAGUGAAAUUUUAAAUCAAGUUAAAAAAUUCAAUAACCACUAUCAUGAAAGAUUGUUUUAUAUUUCAGAAGAAGAUAUUUUAAAUGGUGUGGAUGGAAUAAGAAAGUACCAGUAUAAAGAAUAUUUCCAAAGAAUUGGGGUAUCUUCAAAAGAAUCUAUCAAAAAUUUCCAAUCAUUUAUAAAAUUUCUACACAGUUCGAUGCCCACGAAUGUCAAUUAUUUAAACUUAGAAAUGACUAAGUUGUCCCAAUUCCAAGUCGACCAGCCAGUAUAUAUAAAUGAACCACUCGUACCAAGUUCAAUUACCACUUUGUGUAUGCCAAAGGUUUUUAAUUUCAAAAUUGGCCCCAAGGCAAUCCCACCUACGGUAAAUUCUCUUCAAUUAGGUAGUUUUGAUCAUCCUCUGUCAGAGUCAAUUGUUCUAUCAAAUGGUACUCUUUUAUUGGAGCCAGUGCUACCCAACAUAGGUUUAAAGUACUUAGACUUAGGUGGUUUAUUUAAUCAAACUAUUUAUCCUGGAGUACUCCCUCAAACCUUGACAAGUCUUAAACUAUCAAAUUAUUUUAACCAACACCUGAUUGUUGGAAGUUUACCCGAUGGAAUAAAACACCUUAAAAUGGGAAUACUUUUUAAUAAGAAACUAAUAAAAGGGGUAUUGCCCUCGAAGCUAGAGCAUCUUGAACUUUCAAUUCAUUAUAAUCAGCCAAUAGACGAGAAUGGUAUUCUACCAUCAGGUUUAAAAGUAUUGGUUUUUGAUUUGUUUAGUCAAUAUGAUCACCCGAUCGAGGCUGGUGUUUUUCCAGAUAGCUUAACAGAUUUAAAACUUGGUCAAGAUUUUAACCAAAGCUUGGAAAAUCUUCCUAAAAGUAUAAAAAAACUAACGAUAUGCGAGUAUUUAGAUCAAGAUUACUUUCCAACAAUUCCCGAAUCAGUUGAAGAUUUAAGAUUGUUCGAAUUCUCUGAUAAUUCAGUUUUGGAUGAAGAAUGGCACAGUGGUUUGGAUGCUUUAAAAUCAUUAGAGAUUUCCGAAAGACAAACAUUAUUAUCAAUUCCAUCGAGCAUUACUAGAUUAAAGGGUUUUACAAUAUUGGAGGAGUCAAAUCAGUCAUACAGAGACCAGUUAUCAUUAUUACAUAGCAUUACAAAUUUAAAAGAACUCUCAGUUUUCAUUCCCCAUCAUAAAACGUUACAAGAAUUUGAAAUCCCAAAACAAAUAGAAUUUUUAAAAUUCGAAGCACUAAGUUCCCAAUUAUUUACUAGAACACUUCAACAUUGUUAUCAAUUACACACCCUCAUAUUUUCAUUUGAAUAUAAAAUGCCAAUUUUACCAAAUAGUCUCCCAGAUAGUUUAACAACUUUAGUACUAAGCCCCAAUCAGAAUAUUCCCUUUGAAAAAGAUGCUCUUCCAUCAGGUUUAAAGAACUUAUCAAUUAAAGGUUAUGAUAUACCAUUGGAAAGUUCUCAUUUUAGUCAAUCAAUCAAACUUUUAGAAUUUGGUUAUGAUUGUACUCAAACCUUAACAGAAAAUAAUCUACCACCAGAAAUCGAAACUCUUAUCAUUUGGGGAUUUAAAACCAAAAUUCAACUACCUCUUCCAAAAACUUUAAAAACAAUAUAUCUUUUUAGUGGUAAUCAAACUAUUUUAGAAAAUAUUGAAUUAUUCAAUACUUUAUUACCUGUAAUUAGAGUUUUAAAUAGCAAUUUAUUAUCAAAAAUAUUUGAUAAACAAUGUAAAUAA
Messenger RNA from Dictyostelium purpureum, 1959 nucleotides. RefSeq lists its product as uncharacterized. Lineage: Eukaryota; Evosea; Eumycetozoa; Dictyosteliales; Dictyosteliaceae. The transcript has a single exon. The coding region runs from base 1 to 1959 and encodes 652 amino acids. The record is from RefSeq and is a predicted model, not a curated record.